AUGGACCCCCAGCGACCGGAUGACAACAACUACGACCCCCCAUACACCGGAUUCACCGACACCGACUACAGCGUGGAUCAGAUAGCUGCCUCGUUUCCUAUGUUUCCGGGCAAUAUCUAUUCACCCUUGUAUGGUGACUUGACUGGGGGUGUAGGUGACCCUGUGCUGUCGGCUAGACUGCCCACCGACGCUUUGCAGAAUGCCCAGUUCCAACAUGCGACCACUACCACUGCCACUGCCACUGCCUUGCAGUCGCCAGUCCCAGAGCACCAGGGAUACUACAGCAAUCGCCGCGCCGAAGAUUCAGUCCAGCCUUGCUGGACUGACGCUCUCGGUUCUCUUGGUCCACCCCUGCAGGAACGCGUGGACUCGGCGUCAAACGGCCCAAACGCUGCCAUUGCCAAUGCCCACGCCCGGCUGUAUGACGCUGGACUGCAUGCAAAUCGCAGGCAGACUGCCCCUCAGACCGGCCAGACCUCAAGGUUCGAUUUGCCACUCCGCAGCCUCUGCUGGCCGUUCAACAGGCCGUCCUGCUGA
Aspergillus puulaauensis is the source of this 537-nucleotide messenger RNA. RefSeq lists its product as uncharacterized. The record is from RefSeq and is a predicted model, not a curated record. The coding region runs from base 1 to 537 and encodes 178 amino acids. NCBI's taxonomy places the organism in Eukaryota, Fungi, Ascomycota, Eurotiomycetes, Eurotiales, Aspergillaceae. The transcript has a single exon.